UCACAUCAUCAGGUACAAAGGCAAGACUGUUAUGUUGGAUGCUGGUACUUCGCCCGCAUACGAAGGGAUCUCUUCCCUCCCCUUCUACGACGAAUAUGACUUGAGCACAGUUGACGUGCUACUCAUAAGCCACUUCCAUAUAGACCAUGCAGCUUCCCUCCCUUAUGUUCUUGCGAAGACGAACUUCAAAGGUCGGGUCUUCAUGACCCAUCCCACCAAAGCCAUCUACAAAUGGCUCAUACAAGACAGCGUUCGCGUUGGGAAUGUCUCGUCCUCCGCCGAGCAGAAGAUCCAACUCUAUACCGAAGCCGACCACCUCUCUACCUUCCCCCAGAUCGAAGCCAUCGAUUACUACACCACACACACUAUUUCCUCGAUUCGAAUAACCCCCUAUCCGGCCGGGCACGUUUUGGGCGCUGCAAUGUUUCUCAUCGAGAUUGCCGGCCUCAAGAUUCUAUUCACUGGCGACUACUCCCGGGAAGAGGACCGACAUCUCAUCUCCGCUAGAGCGCCAGAAAACGUCAAGGUCGACGUAUUAAUCACGGAGAGCACAUACGGUGUUGCCACCCACGUCCCGCGAGUGGAGAGGGAGAACAUGCUCAUGAAGACCAUCACCGGCAUCCUAAACCGAGGAGGACGAGCGCUCCUUCCGGUAUUUGCCUUGGGACGCGCCCAAGAACUGCUCCUCAUCCUCGAUGAGUAUUGGGGGAAGCAUCCAGAGUACCAAAAGGUCCCAAUAUACUAUGCCAGCAACCUCGCGAGGAAAUGCAUGGUCGUCUACCAAACGUACAUCAGCGCCAUGAACGACAACAUCAAGCGGCUCUUCCGCGAACGCAUGGCGGAAGCCGAAUCGACAGGCGAGGUGUCCAAAGCCGGCCCAUGGGAUUUCCGAUACAUCCGAAGUCUCAAGAGCCUAGAACGCUUCGACGAUAUUGGGAGCUGCGUGAUGUUGGCAAGCCCUGGUAUGAUGCAGAGUGGGGUGUCGCGAGAAUUGCUGGAGCGGUGGGCCCCGGAUCAGAGGAAUGGGGUGGUCAUUACCGGCUACAGUGUUGAAGGGACCAUGGCAAAGAUCAUCAUGACCGAACCGGAGUUCAUUCCCGCGAUUAUGACGAGAGGCGCAGCGACGGCGAGCAGAGGAAAGGUGCCUGGACAGCAUGAUCAGGUCCAGAUUCCACGGCGCUGUACCGUCAACGAAUUUGCGUUCGCGGCCCACGUUGAUGGCGCCGAGAACCGCGAGUUCGUAGAGGAGGUCAACCCGUCUGUCGUCAUCCUGGUCCACGGCGAAAAAUCCCAAAUGACACGCUUCAAAUCCAAGCUCCUCGGCCUCAACUCCAAGCGCAAGAACCCCAUCAAAGUCUUCUCCCCACCCAACUGCGAGGCCCUCCGCAUCCCCUUCAAAACCGAGAAGCUCGCCAAAGUCGUCGGCAAGCUCGCGCAGAUCACCGCGCCGCAACCCAUCACUGUCCGACCGCAAGACGUCUCCGGGGACGAAGAAAUGAAAGACGUCGCGCCGGAGGAGCAAACGCAGCCGCAGUUGAUCACAGGGGUGUUGGUCCAGAGUGACUUCAAAAUGAGCUUGAUGGCUCCGGAGGACCUCCGCGAAUACGCCGGUCUCACGACGACGCAGAUCACCUGCCGCCAGCAGAUGGCACUGCCGACAGCGGGCGUGGAGCUGAUUCGUUGGGCGCUGGAGGGGACGUUUGGUGGGAUCAAGAUCGUUACGCCGGACUUUGCGGCGGAGAAGAAGAAGGAGCAGGAUGCUCAUGGGAAUGGGGCGAUGGAGGUCGCGGAUGAGGAGGUCGGGCGCACGACGGUGUUUGAAGUGAUGGAUUGCGUGCGGGUGGAGUGUGGUGGGCCGCAAGGGAAGGUGGUUGUGGAGUGGGAGGGGAAUAUGGUCAAUGAUGGGAUCGCGGAUGCAGUUGUGGGGGUGUUGUUGACGGUGGAGAGUAGCCCAGCCGCGGUGAAGCGUAAGUUUCUCUUGCACGAACAAUCCCAUCGUCCACCAUUCUAGGCUAGUUUUGUCGUGGCUUUUCUAGGUUUCAAGCAUCCGAAUCUACGCUAACAUAUCUACAGACUCCUCUCAGGCCCAUUCCCAUUCCCACGCGCCGACCUCGACAUCCCAACCAUCUACACCGACCUCCUCCUCCACCCGCCUC
Molecule: messenger RNA, 2156 nt
Organism: Eremomyces bilateralis CBS 781.70
Lineage: Eukaryota; Fungi; Ascomycota; Dothideomycetes; Eremomycetales; Eremomycetaceae
Product: Metallo-hydrolase/oxidoreductase
Exons: 5
Coding region: 32-2011 (659 amino acids)
Biological process (GO): mRNA 3'-end processing by stem-loop binding and cleavage
Cellular component (GO): mRNA cleavage and polyadenylation specificity factor complex
Molecular function (GO): RNA binding; RNA endonuclease activity; 5'-3' exonuclease activity
Source: RefSeq, a predicted model, not a curated record